ACAAACAAAAAGUAACGGUACUGCCAACAUAAAUCUCCGAUCUCUUAUCAUUUUUCCAAAUUAAGAAUUUUUAUGAAAAUUUCUAUUUUUUAAAAUUAAUUAAACAAAAAUAACAAAACAUGGGAGACCAGUUUGAUUGUGCUUUGGACUUAAUGAGGAGGUUACCUCCUCAGCAAAUUGAAAAAAACUUAAGUGAUCUCAUUGAUUUAGUUCCCAGUCUAUGUGAAGAUCUACUAUCAUCUGUGGAUCAGCCAUUAAAAAUUGCAAAAGAUAAAGAAACUGGGAAAGAUUAUCUACUUUGUGACUAUAAUAGAGAUGGGGAUUCCUAUAGGUCACCAUGGUCCAAUACAUACUACCCACCCCUAGAAGAUGGUUCAAUGCCAUCUGAGAAGUUAAGAAAAUUAGAACUAGAUGCCAAUCUUGCAUUUGAUCAAUACAGGGAAAUGUAUUUUGAAGGAGGUGUAUCCUCUGUUUAUUUUUGGGAUUUAGACCAUGGAUUUGCAGGAGUCAUUCUAAUUAAAAAGACUGGAGAUGGUAGUAAAAAGAUUAAAGGAUGUUGGGAUUCUUUACAUGUAGUAGAAGUACAAGAGAAGAGUUCGGGAAGAAACUCCCAUUAUAAAAUGACUUCAACUGCUAUGUUAUGGCUUCAAACUAAUAAACAGGGAUCUGGAACUAUGAACUUGGGGGGAAGUCUAACUCGGCAGAUCGAACAAGAUGCAGCUGUAAAUGAUAUCAACCCUCACAUAGCCAACAUUGGAAGAAUGGUAGAAGAUAUGGAAAACAAAAUUCGCAAUACAUUGAACGAAAUUUACUUCAGCAAAACAAAGGACAUCGUCAACAGUCUGCGAUCAGUUCAACCGCUGACCGAAAGCCGCCAACAGCAGGCACUUAAGCAAGAUCUCGCGGCGGCCCUUCAGCGUAGACAAAACAAAACUGAGAACUGAUUAGUUUGUGUAGCAAGAAAUUUUUCGAGUAUCGGUGAGAUCGGCGAAUCAGAUUAAGUUAUUACUAUCGAGACUGUUCACAGUCCUGUGUCUUUAACAUAAACGCAAACAGGGUGUCUAUAGAUGUGUUUGUAGAAUACAUUGAAUUGUAAUGUUGAAGUAAAGUAAUAAAGUUGUUUAUAUUUACUCCAAUAUUAAAAAAUACAUUUGGUACAAGAAUGUUUAUUUUUGACCAUUUCGACUUGCACAUAUUGUCGCGUUACUCCUAAUGAUAUUAAUUCAAUAUCAUGAAAAUGGGCGUGUAGUAAAAAAUUGAGGCCACUUUAAAAGUUAAACAUUCACAUUUUUAAAUGCUUUUACAUUUUGUACAUUUAUUAAAUAAAGGAACAUGAUUAAAUCCUAGAUUCAGUAUGUAUAUAUUUAUUUAUAAGUUUAAUACUAAAUACAAACUUUCUCUUUAGCUACAUUUGGGUUUACGCUGUGCAAAAAUAUAUGUAUUAUACACUUUUUGGAGAAGUUUACAUAAGUUUUUUUUAUACCUGAAGUAAUAUGUGCGUUUGAGAUUUUUUGGGUCUAUGUUUACCUGACUGUCCAGGUUAAAUUGUAGGUGUUGUAUAUCUGUGUACACUUGAUGUUUGCUACUCUCAAAAUUGGUGUCACAUAUUAAGAAUAAGAUGAUGAUAUUUCUUUAUCUCUAGUUGAUAUUAUUAGAUUGACUAUUUGGUUUCUGACUGUGUCUUCUGUAUCUGGGACUGGCUAGUUCGAAAAAAAUUCAACCAUUUUGUUUUCCUCCAAUCCGAACUUUGUAACCAAAUUAUCUCCCUUUCCUUCAAUUUUAGCAUUCAAAUCACUCAUUAGUAUUGUGAUGGCUUUCUCUUAGAUAAAUUUAAAUGGCGUUUGAAUGAUAUAAUGAUGAUGUUUGUCAUAAUAAUGAAAGAUUAUACUACAGGAAACAAAAUCAUCUAUUGAUUUUUAACUUUAUUAAAUACAUAAGAUUUCUUGAUGUGCAUUCAUAUAUUUGCAUUUAUAUUUUUUAUAACAUAAAGUUGUACACAAAUAGAGAAUAUAAAAUACCCAAUUCUUUUAAUACUUUCAGAUUUUAAUUGUUUUAUUAAAUAUUUGUUAUCACUCUAUAUUUCUUGGCCUAAUAGUUUAGUGUACCACGAAAAAUCAAAUGCAAUAAUUGUUGUCCCAAAUCCAACAAUUAAAAUGUAAAUAAAAAAUAUAUUGAUCAAUUAUAUCAAAUCCCAGAUUAGCGCCCUUAAUAAAAAAGCUUUGCAUCAAUCGCAGUUUUCUACACCGUUUGCACCGACACCCUGUAUUGUUUUAGGCUUGUAACAUAUCGCUUUAGAACAUCUAAAGAUUUUAAUUAUUGUGUAAAAACGAUAUGGUACACGUUCCCAUUUACCUGAGCUGAGGUUCUAUUUACAGUAUUUUAUAAUUAACUUUACCGAUGAAUUCCACAAGAUAAAACAUUUUCAAACGAUUAUAUAAGUAAAUUUUUCAUAAUUUUUUAAUACUGAACUGGCUAUCUUAUCUUUCAAUUAUUUUUAUGGUGUAAAUAUCUUAUUUUGUACAGAAUCACCACAAACUCUCUUAAAAAAACAUUUGCUACAGGGGGCUAUUAUAAAUUCUAAUGGCGAACCUUUCCAAUCUAUAAUUUAAAUUAAUAAUGUUUUGUGAUAGAACAUUUUACUUCACUGCCUAUUUAUUGGUGAUUGUAGAGUGGACUGUAUUAUUUAUUAAUUUAAAUUUCUUGGUUAAACGUUAUUAACUUUUAUGUAUUAUUAACUGUAUGUUUCUUCGCUUAGCUUCAGGAGCGCUUCCUUUCGGUGAAUGCGCGCUCACCUUGUCCGUACUUAAUUUCUGAACACUGCCUUAACACACGUGGCAUAGUUAUGAAGAAGUAGAAAUAAAAAAAAACAAAAUACAAUCAUAAAUUAAGCACAAAAACAAGCGUAAAGUGUCUAAUAGCUAAGUUCCUAAAACUUCGAACAAUAAUUACAUUUUUAUUUCGAUAAGGAGAGAGCUUGUGCAACAUUCUGCAUUUAAUAUUGAAAGAUAAUAUUAUUAUGAUACUUUAUUUUGUAUUGUGGAAUCAGACCAAUCACCUUAUGUCUUAUUUUAAAUAAAGUUUGUUGGUAACAUUUUUAUUACUGAAAGAAUGUAAAUUGUGUUGCUUGUAAUUUGGCAAAAUCUUCGCUUUUGCAUAUCUCUUCCUUAUCCUUUCUUUGAUUUAUUGGAAAUUAUAUGAAAUUCUGACUUGUUGAUAAUUAUUUUAUUUAUAUCUUCCUCUAAUCUAAAUUUACAUUUGAGUAUAUUAUUUGUAUGAAGCUCAAUGUUUUCCCCUUGUUAUUAUGUAAAUUUCUAUUAAAAAUACAUUUUAUAUAUA
Molecule: messenger RNA, 3336 nt
Organism: Diabrotica balteata
Lineage: Eukaryota; Metazoa; Arthropoda; Insecta; Coleoptera; Chrysomelidae
Source: the annotation of a GenBank genome assembly